Hyaena hyaena (striped hyena) is the source of this 2138-nucleotide messenger RNA. RefSeq names its product TIR domain containing adaptor protein (gene TIRAP). The coding region runs from base 350 to 1105 and encodes 251 amino acids. The transcript has 5 exons. Gene Ontology annotation, biological process: signal transduction. The record is from RefSeq and is a predicted model, not a curated record. Lineage: Eukaryota; Metazoa; Chordata; Mammalia; Carnivora; Hyaenidae.
GGGAGCCGGGGAGCCGGACGGCCGCUGCCAGAGGCCUGCGCGCCGCACUUCCCCUCGCCGGGGUGGCCGGCACCGCGCGGGAGCCGGAGCAGCCGCGCGGCGGGGUGGCCGCCACCCACGCGCAGAUGGAGAAGCUGAAGCUUAGCAAGAUUAAGUAGCUUGCCAAAGGCCACAGUUAACAAGAGGCAAGCAUCCAGGCAUUCUACCUGCAGAAUCUGUAGACUUCACCGCCAUGUGACACUACCUUACCAAGGGAGGAUGGCUGUUCCAUAAGGUCAAGACUGAGUCCCCUCCCUUCUCCCACUUUACCAAUGCCUGGACUCAUGGGGUUAGUUUUGAGCCUGAUACCAUGGCAUCAUCAACCUCCUUCUCAGCUCCUCACUCCCGAUCCAAGAAGCCUCUGGGCAAGAUAGCUGACUGGUUCAGGCAGACCCUGUCGAAGAGGCCCAAGAGGAUGCUGGAAUCCUCGGAAAGCCCCUCCAGUGAUGUCUCACCACCAAGCUCCCAGGAGGACACCCAGCACCUGGGCCUCAGCUCAACCUCGUCUCCCACCCCCCCACCGACACACGUGGGCGCCAGCAGCAGCAGCAGCAGUGGCAGCGGCGGCCGCUGGAGCAAGGACUAUGAUGUGUGUGUGUGCCACAGCGAGGAGGAUCUGGCGGUCGCCCAGGAGCUGGUCUCCUACCUGGAAGGCAGCGCCUCCAGCCUGCGCUGCUUCCUGCAGCUCCGGGACGCGACGCCAGGCGGCGCCAUCGUGUCCGAGCUGUGCCAGGCACUGAGUAGCAGUCACUGCCGUGUGCUGCUCAUCACGCCGGGCUUCCUGCGGGACCCGUGGUGCAGGUACCAGAUGCUGCAGGCCCUGACUGAGGCUCCUGGGGCGGAGGGCCGCACCAUCCCCUUGAUGUCGGGCCUCACCAGAGCCGCCUACCCUGCUGAGCUCCGAUUCAUGUACUUCGUGGACGGCCGGGGCCCGGACGGUGGCUUUCGCCAAGUCAAGGAAGCUGUCAUGCGUUGUAAGCUAUUAGGGAUCUGCAGACCAUCAGCUGACACUUUUUCUAUCACCAUGGGAUCCAGAAAGUUGGAGCAAAGCUGGAAAUCAAGUUAGAGAGCCCAGGGCCUCGGAUUCUGGCAGCUGCGACAGGGCAUAAGAACCAGUCAGUAGCACUUUGUAUGUGAUCCUGGCCUCAGACUGCCCAUCAGGCACCCAUUGCUGUGGGCUCCCCAGGAAGGCCAUGGGGUAGCUGGGGACUCCCCCACGAAGGCCAUGGGUAGCUGGGGACUUCCCCCAAGGAAGGCAUGAGGAAACUGGGGACUUCCCAGGAAGGCCAUGGGGAGGACAGACAGUGUAGGCGGUGGGAGGUGCUGAUACCAAGAUGAUCACCAGUGUUUUGCCUUGUGCCCAACUGGACACAUGAAGCCUGGCACAGGCCUACAUCUUGCCCUGGAACCGAGUACCGGUACAGAGACGGCCUCCCCCUGAAGAGGUCAUCUACCUGAUUCAUGAGCUCAAAGCCUAGACCGCAUGCUUCAGCGGGGAUGGCGUCCCCAUUUGCCUGGCAUCAGGAGAAAGCAACAGGUACCGAGUCCUUCACACUCACACUACCGCCCUUCUCUUUCCCAGGGACGCUGUUCACUUCAGAAAACUACGUGAAAGAUGCGUUCAGCACCGUACUGUAUUUUUAUUGCACACAUGUCAUUAAGACACACACAGGAGCCAUUCUGAAUAGACAGGAGGUGGCGGGGAGCAGGUGGUGGGGGCAAGGAAAAGCUCAGAUCCUACACCUGGGUCAGGAGCCCACCCACCGAGGCUUCGACUCCUGGGGGCCUCAUCAAAGGUCGGACCAGAACCCACGUUUUUUUUUUACAAGCUGCUUUACAUCUGCACUGGAGAUAGAGAGAUGAGCUGUCUUCUUGUGGCAGAUGACUCUGGGCUGUAGGACAGGGUUUCAUUCACCUGUUCUCAAGGAGUCUGGUGUUGAACCGAAAUGAAUUUCUAAUAUAUUCCCCUGAUGUAUGCUUUUGUGCCUCUUCCCUCGCUUCCCCCUACCAUGUCCCUUCCCUUUACUGGAAAAAAUUCACACAUAUACGAAUAUAUACAUGCACACACACAUACAUACACACACACAUAUACAUGUAUA